Columba livia (rock pigeon) is the source of this 1525-nucleotide messenger RNA. Its product is annotated as methyl-CpG-binding domain protein 2. Gene Ontology annotation, cellular component: nucleus. Gene Ontology annotation, biological process: negative regulation of transcription by RNA polymerase II; DNA methylation-dependent constitutive heterochromatin formation. Gene Ontology annotation, molecular function: methyl-CpG binding. The record is from RefSeq and is a predicted model, not a curated record. The coding region runs from base 227 to 1036 and encodes 269 amino acids. The transcript is spliced from 7 exons. NCBI's taxonomy places the organism in Eukaryota, Metazoa, Chordata, Aves, Columbiformes, Columbidae.
CCGGCCGCGGAAGCGGGCGCCUGGCGAAGGCUCCGCCGGCUGCGCGCGCAGCCCGCGCUCCUGGCGCCGAGCAGCGCGCAGCGGCCGCCAUCGCCAGGGGGUCCCGGCCCCGGCCGCGUCCCCGAACAAUAACGCUCUUGUUGCGAGCGCCGGGGGCCGGCCGAGCCCCUUCCCCGCUCGUCCCUCGUCCCCCCGCGCCGCCGCCUCGGGCCCCGCGCCCCGGUGCAUGGAGAAGCAGGGCAGGAUGGACUGCCCCGCGCUGCCCCCGGGCUGGAAGAAGGAAGAGGUGAUCCGCAAGUCGGGCCUCAGCGCCGGCAAGAGCGAUGUCUACUACUUCAGUCCAAGUGGUAAGAAGUUCAGAAGCAAGCCUCAGUUGGCAAGAUACCUGGGAAACACUGUUGAUCUCAGCAGUUUUGACUUCAGAACGGGAAAGAUGAUGCCCAGUAAAUUGCAGAAGAACAAACAGAAACUAAGGAAUGAUUCUCUCAAUCAAAAUAAGGGGAAACCAGACUUAAACACAACUUUACCCAUCAGACAAACCGCCUCGAUUUUCAAACAGCCCGUCACCAAAGUGACCAAUCACCCCAGUAACAAAGUGCGAUCGGAUCCGCAGCGAGUGACGGAGCAGCCGCGACAGCUUUUCUGGGAGAAGAGGCUCCAAGGGCUCAGCGCGUCGGACGUCAGCGAACAGAUCAUCAAAUCCAUGGAGCUGCCCAAAGGGCUCCAAGGGGUCGGGCCGGGUAACAACGACGACACGCUCUUGUCGGCCGUGGCCAGCGCUUUGCACACCAGCUCGGCGCCCAUCACGGGGCAGCUCUCGGCAGCCGUCGAGAAGAACCCGGCCGUCUGGCUCAACACAUCGCAGCCCCUCUGCAAAGCUUUCAUCGUCACGGACGACGACAUCAGGAAACAAGAAGAGCGGGUGCAGCAAGUGCGCAAGAAGCUGGAGGAGGCGCUGAUGGCGGAUAUUUUGUCCCGAGCGGCUGACACCACGAAGGACAUGGAGGUGGAGAUGGAUAACGGAGACGAGGCGUAAAAAGAAAUCAGGUACUUUUAACUGACUUGUCCCAGGAGGAACUUCCAGAAGACAGAGGCACUUUCUCCUUUGGUCUUUCGUUCUAAGAAGAAAAGGACCCAUGCACAUUUAUAGCUUUCUAAUAGCAUUAAAACCAAGGCCUUUUGUAGACUCCUAUUUUUGAUGUAUAUAUCUUAUUUGAAAAGCAACUUUAUUUUGUGUCCUAUGACUUCAAGUCCUUUUUUAAGUAUCAAACGUUACCCUUAAUCUAAAGCUGAGCUUUUGAUGCCAGGUUGCAAACCUACUGGAAUUCUCUUGCCUGUCCUAAAGAUUGGGUUUUCCUGUGGUUUUUAGAAAGGCCGGAUCAGGAGAACAGAACCAUUUCCCAAUUAAGGAUUCUUGUGACUCUGUAUAUAAACAGAUUUUUAUACCUAUGGGUGAAAGCACCUGCACAUUCUUCCGUCAUCACUGUAAAGAGAAAUAAAUGAUUAUAUUCCAAGCAGCUGCAAA